CGGCGUGAUUCCUGGCUCUCUGCUUCUGGAAAAGCUUGCUCGUGUAUCGCAUAAGUCGUGUGCAAUCGCUGUCUGGCUGAAAAUACGGCUACAUAUCACUGCAGCAGGGCAAGGAUGGCAGCACCCCCCCAGCGCUACUCCUACGUCGAGCUAGUAGGCGGCGCCGACGGCACCGACACAUGCUUACUGUUGUGCGUGGGCCGCUGCGGCAGCGACGCGCUGCAAAACAGGGAGGCGUGCUACGCGUUCCGCUGCGGCGAGGGCUGCGCGCGACUCCUCGGCGCGAACGACGUAUCACUCAAACACCUCCGGGCGACGUUCUUAAACAAGGCCACGGACGCUUUAGGAGUGCCGGAAUUGUUCUUGCACUGCCGCGAGAGCGGCGUGGACAUGCCUGCGAUUGUGGGCGACGCUCAGGCCUCGAGAAUGGCUGCGGCCGCGUUACGAGCGGCGUGCCCCUGGGCUUCUGAUGUUCGCAUCGAGGAAAGGUAUGAAGACGACCUCAUCCGUGUGACGAGAGAUAAUGAGGCGUUCAUGGUAGAAGUGUGCGGGCGGACGCUCGUCGUCAGCGCCGACGCGUGUCAUGAUGACGCGGACGUCGUGCUGCACACGGAAGCCCGCGACACGCAGAUCGUCAAUUCUAUAAUCGUGGACUACACGAGAGAAAACUGCAGGCGCGGCUUCGCGAGGGCAAAUGCUUUAACGAGAGAACGGGCCGCGUUCUUCGGCGCCGGGCGGACCUCGUCCAGUGACUAUGGUCCGGGUGUGCUGCGGUGCUACGUCGCGCCGCGGCUGCACGUCGAAGAAUGUGAAGGGGACGUCGUGGACGACGCGGCCGCGGCGCCAUCCGACGACAAUGGAGAGGGCCCGCUCCUCACCUUCCUCGGCACGGGCUCGGCGAAGCCCUCGUCGCGGCGCGGCGAGUCCGCGAUCAUAAUAGAGUGGGCGGCCUCAUCAAUCCUCCUCGACUGCGGCGCCGGCACGCUGCGAACGCUCGGGCCGGAUACUGAUGAGACGCUCGACGCGCUCGACGCGGUCUGGGUCUCGCACGCGCACUGGGACCAUUUUGGAGGCCUCGCGGCAUUGGUGGCAGCGGCCGCGCGGCGCCGCGGGCGCUCUAACGAGGACGUCGCGCGCGCGCUCAAGCGGCAGAAGUGCGACGAUGUCAAACCGCCUCUCCAGGUCCUGGCGCCGGCGCGCGUCGCCGCCUUUCUGGGCGUGGCCCUGGACGUGCUCGGGGCGCCCGCGAGCGGCUACACCAUUCAACAAAUCGCGGACCAAGCCUCCUCGAAGAUCCAGCGCGGGCCGCUUUCCAUAACGUCGAUCCGCGUGACGCACUGCCGCGAGGCCUUUGCGUGUAUUGCGCGAUGCGACGACGAAGAGUGGGCCGUCGCCUACUCUGGGGACGGCCGGCCCUCGGAGCACUUCGCGCGCAAGUGUCGGGAGGAAGGCAAGUUGGUCUUGAUACAUGAGGCGACGUUUUCUGAUGAGGACAAAGCUAAAGCGUUAGCUACAAAGCACGCGACGGUGUCGGAGGCGCUUCGAAUGGCAGCUGACGCGAACGCGGAUUGCUGCAUACUCACCCACAUCUCGCAGCGCUACGACGGCGUCUUGGACGUUGAUGAUGCGCUCGUGGCCUUCGACGGGCUCCGCGUGCGCGCCGCCUCCGUAGCUACGUUGUAUGAGGCUUCAGCAAAAUGCGAGCGGGCCGUGGCCGCGAGCGCCAAAGCGCGGCGCGAGGCCCGCAAAUUGAGACGCUGGGACGACGCUCCGUCCACGCGGCGACCGCCGGACGUCCGCGGUACGCCUGUGGCUUCACCGAAACCUUCUGAUGCGCUCGAGGACGCGCUCCGCGCCUUCUACGCCGUCCACGCGCCCCAGAAGGCAAAGGACGCGCCGCAGAUCGCUGCGGUCUUCCGGCGCGACUUCGAGGCCAUGGACGACCGCCUCUUCCGCAAGUACGGCGCGCGGCUGCAAUUACCAAACGACGCGGCGUCGUCGGACGACUCGUCGGACGACGAGGCCCAGGCCGUGUUAGCUUCGCCGGGGGGCUUCGCGGCUUUGGUUGGGGGCUGCGGCGACCUACCGGCGCGGCCCGUGUUUAGUUAG
Messenger RNA from Pelagomonas calceolata, 2109 nucleotides. The record is from the annotation of a GenBank genome assembly. NCBI's taxonomy places the organism in Eukaryota, Pelagophyceae, Pelagomonadales, Pelagomonadaceae.